AUGGAAAUGGCUGCGGGAGCGCAAAAUGUUCAAGGCUCGUCCGAGUUCUUCCAGUCAAUCGGAAACAAGGUCGAGGGCCUUGCGCCCAAGGCGAAUGGCGACCAUGAGGACCUCCAGCCCGUCGAGGAAAUCGAGUCGCUUUGCAUGAACUGCCACGAAAAUGGCGUCACAAGAAUCCUUCUUACUUCGAUCCCUUACUUCCGCGAAGUCGUCAUCAUGUCCUUUAGCUGCGAGCAAUGCGGCUUUCACAAUAACGAGAUUCAACCGGCCGGAACGAUUCAGCCCAAAGGCACGCACUACGAAUUACGACUCACAGACCUUGCCGACUUUGGCCGUCAGGUCAUCAAGUCAGACUCCGCCGUUGUCAAAUUCAUCGAGCUUGACCUCGAGAUUCCGGCCGGACGCGGCCAACUCACCAACAUCGAGGGCCUCCUCUCCACUGUUCUGGAUGAUCUCGAAAUCGGACAGGAGGCACGCAAGGAGCAGGCUCCUGAGGUACACACCAAGAUCGCCGAAAUCAUCACCAAAGGCCGCGCUAUGCUCGCCGGCGAGUCAUUUCCCUUCCGCGUCUACGUUGAUGACCCGGCUGGCAACUCUUUCAUUGCGCCCGACCUCAAAGAUGGUGUCGGAAAGUGGGAGAAGCGCGAGUGUCCUCGUACAUCUGAACAGAAUGCUGCCCUGGGCCUCGCUGACAGCGAUGUCAAUGCCGCUAUUGCCGCCAAAGAGGCAGGCUCUGGCAGCGGGGGCUACCCUGGCUUGACUUCUGAUGGCGAGAUUAUUCCUGACGAGGUUUACGACUUCCCCGCUACUUGUCCCGGUUGCAUGCACGCCUGCGUCACCCACAUGAAGAUGGUUGAUAUCCCCCACUUUAAGCAGGUUGUCCUCAUGUCUACCGUGUGUGGUGACUGCGGCUAUCGCUCAAAUGAUGUCAAGACGGGCGGUGAAAUCCCCGAGGAAGGCGAGGUCAUUACUUUAACCGUCGAAGACAACUUUGAUCUUGCGCGCGACAUUCUCAAGAGUGAGACUUGUGGUCUCGAGUGCCCAGAGCUGCAACUGCAGGUCAACCCCGGCACUCUCGGUGGCCGCUUUACUACCGUCGAAGGCCUGUUGACACAGGUUCGCAACGAUCUUCACGGUCAAAUCUUUGAUGCCAACGGUCAAAGUGGACAGGGCGGCGACUCUAUAGUAUCUUCUGAUCGCACCCAAUGGGAUACCUUUUUCGAGGGUCUUGAUGCCGCCAUCCGCGGCGACAAGAAGUUUAGCGUCAUCCUUACCGAUCCCUUCGCCAGUAGCUUUGUCCAGCCCUUGGUCGACCCCCCGGCACCUGAUCCAAAGAUUACGCGCACCAAGUACAAACGUACGAUGGAGGAAGAAGAGGAGCUGGGUCUAGGCGAUAUGAAGGUUGAAGGGUACGAUGAGGCUGAGCAAGAUGGCACCAAUGUCGAGGCCAAGGAAUAA
Molecule: messenger RNA, 1458 nt
Organism: Beauveria bassiana ARSEF 2860
Lineage: Eukaryota; Fungi; Ascomycota; Sordariomycetes; Hypocreales; Cordycipitaceae
Product: zinc finger protein zpr1
Exons: 2
Coding region: 1-1458 (485 amino acids)
Cellular component (GO): nucleus; cytoplasm
Molecular function (GO): zinc ion binding
Source: RefSeq, a predicted model, not a curated record